Molecule: messenger RNA, 801 nt
Organism: Penicillium verhagenii
Lineage: Eukaryota; Fungi; Ascomycota; Eurotiomycetes; Eurotiales; Aspergillaceae
Product: HpcH/HpaI aldolase family protein
Exons: 4
Coding region: 1-801 (266 amino acids)
Cellular component (GO): cytoplasm
Molecular function (GO): aldehyde-lyase activity
Source: RefSeq, a predicted model, not a curated record
AUGAGUUAUACCACGCCCCUUACGACCAAGGUCAACAACUCUCGCUUAAGGCUACUCAACAAGAUCAAGGCUGGAGAGUUCCCGCUUAUGACUUUCAUGGCUAUCCCCAGUGUACGCCAGGCCCAAAUCGUGGCCUUGACGGGAGUUGAUGGGAUUAUCAUCGAUUGCGAGCAUGGACAUAUUGGUGACGAUGCUAUGCACAAUUCAGUGUCAGCUAUCUCGUCGCUUGGUGUCUCUCCCAUAAUUCGGAUCCGCGGCCCCGCACAUGAUAUUUUAAAGCGUGCCCUGGAUACUGGCGCCCACGGAAUAAUGGUGCCCCAGAUCAACAAUGCCCAAGAGGCAGAGCAAGUCGUUGCGUCCUCCAAGUUCCCACCACAAGGCGUCCGUGGACAGGGAUCCGCCUUCCCUGCAAUUGGUCAUGGCCUCACAACUCCAGAAUACAUGAAAAGCGCCAACGAAACCAUUAUCACCAUGAUUCAAAUCGAGACCCGUGCUGGCGUAGAGAACGUGGAAGCAAUCUGUGCCGUUCCUGGGGUAGAUCUCGUGUUCAUCGGACCCAAUGAUCUCGCACAAUCCCUCCUUGGAUAUACUCCUGCUCGGGGCGAUGAACCCGAAUUUGUUGCUGCAAUUGACAAGAUUGUCGCUGCUGCACGGAAAUAUGGGAAAUGGGCUGGCCGUAUGGUGAACAACGGUUCCAUGGCAAAGGAAGCUAGAGAGAGAUAUGACACGGUCGCCAUUACCGGUGAUACAAAGGCCAUUCAAAACUGGUACAUGUCAGAGUUUGAGAUUGCUCGGUCUUAA